AUGAAGCGCUACACUUUGCGAGUUGAGUGGAGGCCGUUUCAGACUGCCUUCAUCACGGAAGUCGACCUUCAGGACUCCGGCGUGGGCAAGAUGAUCGCCGUUCUGCUUGUGGCAGAUCUCUUUUUCGCUUUGGAUUUGGUUUUGAACUUCACCACGGGAUUCCGGGACUCGAUGCAAGUCCUACAUCGAGAUGGUCGGUCCAUCGCCAUGAACUACUUCAGGUCUUGGUUCUUCAUUGACUUCUUCGCCACCAUUCCAUCACUAGUGAUCCACGUGGUCAUCGUCAGCAUGGACAAGUCUGCCUACCCGAGGCCUUUGUGGUGGCUGAGCCUGUCGCCGCUGGUGCGCUUACCGCGGCUGCGCCACGCCCUGCUGAUGCUCCGCAAGCUAGAGGCGCACCUGAAGUCCAGCUUGUACUCCUCGAUCUUUGCCCUGGUGGAGCUAUUCAUGCUCCCUGUGGUGUUCUCGCACCUCUCCGCCUGCGCCCUGUGGGCACUGGGCCGAAGCAACCUGGAUCACGACGCAACUGUGGGCAGCUGGAUCAAGUUGGGGCUGGAUAUCUCGGACGAUCCCGGGGCGCUGCAGGCCGUGCCGGUGGGUGAAAGAUAUAUGACCGCCAUGUACUUUGCCGUGACAGUGAUGUCUACUGUGGGCUUGGGGGACAUUAGCAUGAACCUGUCCAACGAGCGGGCCCUGCUGUGUGUCAUCAUGGCCACGACGAGUUUGGUGGUGGGCGUCGCGGUCAACGGCGUGGCGACGAUCGUCUCCAAGUUGAACGAGAGGACAGCGGUGACCAACGAGCAGCUCGCCAAGGUCUCGCGCUUCUUGAAGAUCUACAGCGUCCCUGGCGACUUGCAGCGCCGGGUGCACGCCUACCUCGUACAGUUCUUCGAGAACCAG
Molecule: messenger RNA, 900 nt
Organism: Effrenium voratum
Lineage: Eukaryota; Dinophyceae; Suessiales; Symbiodiniaceae
Source: the annotation of a GenBank genome assembly